Phanerochaete carnosa HHB-10118-sp is the source of this 432-nucleotide messenger RNA. RefSeq lists its product as uncharacterized. The transcript has a single exon. The coding region runs from base 1 to 432 and encodes 143 amino acids. The record is from RefSeq and is a predicted model, not a curated record. Lineage: Eukaryota; Fungi; Basidiomycota; Agaricomycetes; Polyporales; Phanerochaetaceae.
AUGCAGUACUAUGCUAUGCCUAUCCAUAUGCUCGCCCCAGAGGCUCCUCCGUUCAUUCCUUUCUCCAAUCUUAACUCCCGCCCCGAUCUCAUCUCCCUCGAGGACGCUCGUCGCGAUCCUGCCAUAGUUUACGGAUCCUUCGAUCGAUUGACCCGAACGCCUCCCGUACCAAGGCGUGAACGAAAGCCGUCGACGUCGUCCGUGUCCUCCGUGUCGGCGGGCUCUAGUGCCGGUUCCCCGUCGCCCUCACACAAAAAGCCUUCACACAAGCUUCACCCCGUUCACUUCCGAGGAAAGUGGGGCAUUGUUCCCGUUAAUGCGACUGAAGCUCGCUGCGACUCUCAGUGCCCGGCCGAUGACGACUGCGAGUCGAGCCUGGCAGAGCCUCUCCGCGAGAACCAGCACUCGUCGGUGCGUGACAACUGGUUCUAG